ACCUGGAACAUGGCUGUGGUGGACUGGGGUACACAGGCUCGGGGCAACAUAAAGUUGAAUGGGAGUCUCCUAUGCAGUCAAGACCUUACUCUCACUGUGUACAGGAAGUGUGUCCCAUUGAAUAUGAGUAGAUUCAUUAGGAAAACAUCACCGUUUAGUAUUGAAAAAAAGUUUUUUUCUGUACAAUAGUGAAGUCCACUAUACAAUUAACACAUAAGUAGGAAGUGUAAAGGAGAAAUGAAAAAUACAUGUGGAAAACAAUUAUUCAAAAAAUUAUUUAUAUCACAAAGAUUCCAGACAGCGUCUCCAUCUCUGUUCUAAACCACUCUGGUCCCAUGGUGGAGGGGACAAAGUACCAGCUGCAGUGUGACAUCCAGAACAUCGCUCCUCUACAGAACCUGGUUGUGAAGUGGUACAAAGGGAAUGAACCCUUAGAUAAUGUAACUUACAGUACUGUCAGUAAGACACCAGUGGAUGUGUCAGAUACUCUGAUGGUCAGCUCCAGUAGAGAUGAUGAUGGAGCUCAGUAUAGAUGUAGAGCAGAACUGGACCUUGGACCAGAGGGACCACAACCCCAUCCUACAGUGACAUCAGAACCUCUCAACAUUACUGUGCACUACGCUCCUGAGUUCCUUCCAGGAAAUGACACAGUGGAGGUGAGUGCAGGCAGUGAUGUGUCUCUGGACUGCAGUGCUGAGGGGAACCCUCCUCCUGAGCUGAAGUGGACCAACAACACUGCAGAGGGAAAUGCCAAUGAGACCACUGUAGGGCGCCUGCGUACUCUCAAUAUCUCCAGAGUAACAGCUAACGCAACUUACAACUGCACAGUCACAAAUAGACUGGGCUCCAUCACCAAGCAGAUACAUGUCCUAGUAGAUGUACCUCCACAACAACAGCCAAAGAUGUUCUCCACAGCACCCUCAACUCCAGGAACUAUGACCACCCUCCCAGCAACAGCCAAGCCAAAGGUAGUUACCUUCCCUCUUGAGCUCAACCCUCCCAGAGUGGUGGUGAGAUAUAGAGACUCAGUCUCAGUCAACUGCAGCACAUCAUCCACAGACCAUGAGGGGAUGGGCUGGGAGGACACAUUCGGAGGUACAAGUUUUGAACAAGAUGUCAACAUUGUCACCUGGACUGUGGAUAACCUUACUGAUUGGACAAUAGAACCUACAUGCUACAUCACUCUCAUUGACAGCAAACAACCCUCAAAAGUACUUCCAGUCAUUCUCUACAAGACUCCAGACAGCGUCUCCAUCUCUGUUCUGAACCACUCUGGUCCCAUGGUGGAGGGGACACAGUACCAGCUGCAGUGUGACAUCCAGAACAUCGCUCCUCUACAGAACCUGGUUAUGAAGUGGUACAAGGGGAAUGAACCCUUAGAUAAUGUAACUUACAGUACUGUCAGUAAGACACCAGUGGAUGUGUCAGAUACUCUGAUGAUCAGCCCCAGUAGAGAUGAUGAUGUAGAGCAGAACUGGACCUGGGACCAGAGGGACCACAACCCCAUCCUACAGUGACAUAGGAACCUCUCAACAUUACUGUGCACUGUAAGUUGGCUAUUAAUCUUGAUCUUUUUCAUAAAUCA
This is a messenger RNA of Oncorhynchus tshawytscha (Chinook salmon), 1585 nucleotides long. RefSeq names its product vascular cell adhesion protein 1-like. Gene Ontology annotation, molecular function: integrin binding. Lineage: Eukaryota; Metazoa; Chordata; Actinopteri; Salmoniformes; Salmonidae. Bases 249 to 1517 code for a protein of 422 amino acids. The record is from RefSeq and is a predicted model, not a curated record. The transcript is spliced from 4 exons. Gene Ontology annotation, cellular component: membrane. Gene Ontology annotation, biological process: cell-cell adhesion.